Molecule: messenger RNA, 2562 nt
Organism: Benincasa hispida (wax gourd)
Lineage: Eukaryota; Viridiplantae; Streptophyta; Magnoliopsida; Cucurbitales; Cucurbitaceae
Product: putative L-type lectin-domain containing receptor kinase S.5
Biological process (GO): protein phosphorylation
Molecular function (GO): protein kinase activity; ATP binding; carbohydrate binding
Source: RefSeq, a predicted model, not a curated record
UUUUCCUGUUAAGGAUUCUCGGUUAGUUGCAGAUGAAUUUGAUGAGGAAAAUGUUUGUGUGUAAGAGAGAUUUGAGUACCUUGGUUGUUAUUGUGGCUUCUUUGGUGUACUUUGGAGCUGUGAGCAGCCAACCGAUCCGUGACCAUCGUUUUACCUAUGUUGGAUUCAAUGAAAGGGAGCACAACCAACAAUUCACCUUCACACCAAGUUCUUCCAUCGAUGGUGGGGCACUGCAGUUAACUCCUGACUCGCAGAACGAGGUUGUUAGGCUUCAAAAUACAUCUGGCCGCAUUAUGUACCGUGAGCCGUUCAAAUUAUGGCUAGCUGAUAUUGAUAAAAAGGAGAAAAAUUACAUUGUUGCUUCAUUCAGCUCAUACUUUUACAUCAAUAUUUUCAGAAGGGAAGAAUGGAAUGCUGGCGAGGGACUUACUUUUCUUAUAGCUCCAACCACUGAUGUACCUGAACAGAGCUGGGGGCAGUGGAUGGGCCUCACCAACAUAACCACCGACGGCGACCACAGAAACCAAAUUGUAGCCAUCGAAUUCGAUACUGAGAAGCAGGAUUUUGACCCCGACAACAACCAUAUCGGUCUGAACAUCAACUCCAUUAAAUCGACGAAGACUGUUUCUCUGGAUAAAGCUGGCAUAGUUUUAUCCCCAAAGACCGGAACUAACCACAGUAUAUGGGUUGAUUACGAUGGAAAAGCCAAACUUUUGCAGGUUUACAUGUCCAUAAACAAAGAUCCAAAACCUGAUAAGCCUCUUCUCAAUGAAACGAUAAACCUGAAAGAUUUUGUGAAACAAGAAUCAUACAUUGGAUUUUCUGCUUCUACAGGAAGCCCAGAAAUUCAGUUGAACUGUGUCUUGGAAUGGACACUCAAUUUGGAACGUCUGCCAGAGAAGAAAGAUCUAACAUGGUUGAAGAUCCUUGCAGGGGUUGGAAUUCCUAUACUAACAAUCACAAUUCUGGUUGGGGUUUGGAUGUUUGUUGGUUAUAGGAAGAAGAGGAGAGAGAACAGGGAUGUGGAGUCAAAUGUUCAGGGCACACUGAAGAGGUUGCCUGGAAUGCCCAGAGAGUUCAAGUACAAGGAACUAAAAAGAGCGACGCAUAACUUCCAUGAAAGCAUGGUUCUAGGAAAUGGAGGAUUUGGGGUUGUGUACAAAGGGGUUCUUCAGGACAAGGAUAGGGACAUUACCGCAUCUUCAAAUUCUGUUUCCAGGCUUGAAAUUGCCGUCAAGAAAUUCUCCAGGGACAGCAUUAAGAGCAAAAGUGAUUUUCUGGAUGAGCUCACCAUUAUUCACCGUCUUCGCCACAGAAACCUUGUCCGCUUAGAAGGAUGGUGCUAUGAGAAAGGGAAGCUUUUAUUAGUAUAUGACUUCAUGCCUAAUGGAAGCCUUGAGAAUCACCUAUAUGACGUUGAUGACGAGAAUGUUCUCAACUGGAGACAUCGCUAUAAAAUUCUUGUAGGAGUUGCAUCUGCGUUGCAUUACCUGCAUAAUGAGUAUGACCAGAAAGUAUUGCACCGAGAUAUCAAAUCAAGCAAUAUCUUGCUUGAUUCUGACUUCAAUGCUCGUCUAGGGGAUUUCGGCCUUGCUAGAGCCUUGGAUCCUGAAAGGAACUCUUAUGCAGACCUGCAGUGUGGUGGAGUUGCAGGCACAAUGGGUUAUGUUGCUCCCGAAUGCUUCCAUGAAGGAAGGGCUACUCCUGAAUCUGAUGUAUAUGGUUUCGGGGCAGUGGUGCUUGAGAUCGUUUGUGGCAGGAGACCAGGAACUAUUGUUGAAGACGAGCAAAAUCAGUAUAGCCUAAUUGAUUGGGUGUGGAAGGUACACCGCGAAGGACGCAUUGAAAGAGCUGUCGAUAACCAGCUGGGUAAUGAUAUUGUGGUUGAUGAAGCUAGAAGGCUUCUACUACUUGGGUUGGCAUGUUCACAUCCGAUAGCAAGUGAAAGGCCACAAACUCAGGCUAUAAUCCAGAUUUUAAAUGGAGCUUUGCUUGCGCCUCAAGUACCUCCAUUCAAGCCAGUCUUCAUGUGGCCUCCCACGAGCAGUUCUUCUACCAGUUCUAUUCUCACUUCAUUGUCAAACACGAAUAACUCUCUUCCAUGAAGUUUUCGCCAUAGGUAGUCCUUUGCUUCGGUCUCCGCAACUUACCUGAAAACCAUGUAGCACAACAUCAAAUUGGUGUAGAAGAUAUCAUUUGUUUAUUAUUGUUAUGAUUCUCACUUUGACAUAUGUGGGGAUAGAAUAUGUACACCUGGGCUCAAUCUCCCAAUCAUCCUGAGAGGCCCUUCAGGUUGCUUCUGCACAAUGCCCAAUGCCCAAUGCACAACGCACUUGUAUGUAUGAAACUUCAAUUUUUUUUUUUUCUUUUUCUUCUUUGCCUACAGAGUAUCAUCAUCAAAUCAUCCUAUUCACCGUGCUGCCAGACAACCCUACCCAAUGUACCAUUAUUUUUGCUUCACAGAUACAAUUGACAUGUCUUUGUUUUAUUUAUAAAUCAAAGAGCAUUUAAGAACUGCCUAGAUUACAUAUUAUAGAAAAUUCAAGUCCAAGUUUUAAGUUA